Molecule: messenger RNA, 993 nt
Organism: Fonsecaea erecta
Lineage: Eukaryota; Fungi; Ascomycota; Eurotiomycetes; Chaetothyriales; Herpotrichiellaceae
Product: taurine dioxygenase
Exons: 6
Coding region: 1-993 (330 amino acids)
Cellular component (GO): cytoplasm
Molecular function (GO): 2-oxoglutarate-dependent dioxygenase activity
Source: RefSeq, a predicted model, not a curated record
AUGACGACCGAAACUGUGACCACGAAAGCCAUCAUUUCGCCACCAGCUUCAGAGUUGGAGGAUGUACGUGCAGAGACAUCGGUGGACUAUAACAGAGAGCAGUACAAGUAUGCUGCUUAUUUGCCACACUACACUCCAGGUCUUCAACCGGCCUUGGAAGAAUUUGAGCACAACGAUGUCGGCCUUCGCGCUGAUCCGGAGAAGAAGGCAUUGCUUAGUGCACCUGGCGCGACCUUCAAGGAGAUCACCCCGGCCAUUGGCACAGAGGUUCGUGGUCUUCAACUGAGCGAGCUGACAGAAAAGCAAAGGGACGAGCUGGCGCUCUUAGCAGCAGAACGAGGUGUGGUUAUUUUCUUCGAUCAAGACUUUGCAGACAUUGGUCCAGAUCGGCAGCGGGAGUUUGGGGCCUAUUUCGGCAAGCUCCAUGUUCACCAGAUUGGAUCGCAGAUCAAGGGCUAUCCUGAAUUGCUCCCCGUUUAUCGAGAUUUCGUGGCUGGGGCGGUUGACAAUGAAAUCAAAAACAAUGUCAGCAGCAUCAAGUGGCAUUCUGACAUGAGCUAUGAAGUCAAUGGAAUGGGAACGACCAUCUUCCUCCCUUUGGAUGUUCCAGAGUCUGGUGGGGAUACAUUAUAUCUGUCGACAACCGCAGCGUACAAUGCAUUGUCUCCAGCCUUCCGCGAGUUUCUGCAUGGGAAAUACGCGACCCACUCCGGCUUUUCCCAGGCUGCCGUGCAUGAACAUCGCGAACGCUACAUCCGGGAGCCGAUUGAGACGCUUCAUCCAGUCGUGCGGACUCAUCCUGUAACCAAAGCAAACUCACUCUAUGUGAACCGGUUGUACACGCGGAGGAUCGCAGAUCUGAAGGAAGAAGAAAGCGCCACCAUCUUAAACUUUCUCUAUAACCACAUCGAACAUGGGCAAGACUGGCAUAUUCGAGUCCAUUGGCUUCCCGGAAUGGUGCUGGUGUAUGACAACCGCAAUACGCAACAGUAG